Molecule: messenger RNA, 666 nt
Organism: Camelina sativa (false flax)
Lineage: Eukaryota; Viridiplantae; Streptophyta; Magnoliopsida; Brassicales; Brassicaceae
Source: RefSeq, a predicted model, not a curated record
AUGGAGAGGAGUUCAAAUGCUUCACAGUGCAGAAACUUCGAUCGUGGUGGUCUUGGAUUCCACAAACACCUUGCCGGUCAGAAAUCAUAUGUGCAAAUUCAUCAAGAAAUGGAGGAAGAAUUUGGCCGUCCGGUAUCAUUUGGCGAAGUGUUCAUGAAGACACAUACUCGAGCUGACGGAUCGUUUGUUGAUCAAAAAGCUAAACAAGUAGCUGAAACUUAUGAGAAAACAUUAGAGGAGAAACUGUGUGAAGUGGGCGAUGAUGGUCCAGAAAAUUCAGGGAAUUCUUCUGAACAUGAGAAGGGAAACCUUUUUGGUCUUGGAUCUCUUGUUAAGACACUUAGGAAAGGGAAAAGGAAAGAAAGCUAUGCAGAAUCUUCUCCAUCAACACCAACACUUCUCGAGCUUCAAGAACAACUUCGCAACAAGAUAGCUCAUCUAGAUGCUGAGAAUGCCCAACAUGAUAAGGAGCAUCAAGAAUCUCAAAUGAGGACCAACGAGCUUCUCAUCUACAUGAAAGAGAAAGAUCCAGGAUUUGAGACUUUUAUUGCUUCCUUGCGACCAAGAGUACCAGCAACAACACCAUCAACCGCACCUGAAGACUCCACACCUGAAGACAUCAUACCACCAGCCACCGUGUCAGGUACUCACCAGCCACCGCGUUAG